AUGGAUAGUGGGAUCUACAACUUUGUUACCUUCAAUUGUAAGAAUGUGAAGCGCUCUGUAGAAGGGAUACGGGAAUUAUGUAAAAGAUCGGAUAUCAUAGCCCUGCAAGAAACGUGGUUAUUGCCGAGUGACCUAUCAUAUUUGUGCAGCAUAGAUUGCGAGUUUACAUCUACGGGAACGUCGGCGAUCGAUACAACGGAGGGAAUACUGCGCGGGCGACCGCACGGUGGUGUCGCGAUCCUCUGGCGGCACAGUGUAUUUUCCAAUGUUGUAGUAGUGCCAUGUGAUAAUCCCCGCAUAUGUGCGAUAAGAAUAAUGUUAAAAGGGCGGUCAAUCCUAGUGAUGAGUGUCUACAUGCCUACCGAUAUGUCUACAAACUUAGUGGAAUUUACGGACAUUCUCGGCUCGGUAAGUGCAAUCAUAGACAGUAAUAAUGUGGAUUGUGUUUAUAUUAUGGGCGAUUUCAAUGCUCAUCCCACAGAAUCAUUCUUUAAGGAAUUAUCUAUAUUUUGUGAGGAACAGGAAUGGACUUGUAUAGAUAUAGAAAUGUUGAAGGGUUCAUCGAACUGUUUUACGUUUGUGAGUGAAGCUCAUGGGUCGCAGCGGUGGCUAGAUCAUUGUAUAGUAUCGAAAGCGGCUGUGUCCUCUGUACGUAGAGUGCACAUACAAUAUGACAUACUCUGGUCAGACCAUUUUCCGCUGAUUCUUGAGUGUAAUUUAGACGUAGUUCCACCUAAGAUAGAAGAAGUAAAAUGUGAACGUAACAAUGUUUUGUGGGGUGACAGAGGCAUAGAACAAAUCGACUCAUAUUAUAAUGAGUGUCAUUCUCAUUUCAAACUUCUUAAGUUUCCAUCCGAGUUCCAUAACUGUGCCGAUCAGACUUGUAAUGUUAUACAACAUAGACAGGUCAUUGAUAAGUUGUAUAAUGAUAUAAUAAAUGUACUAAAGAGAGCGGCUGUAGCUAGUAGAAAUAACACACAUUGUAAGCGUAAGAAAAAGAAAAUUGUAAUAGGUUGGAAUAAACAUGUUAAUGAGGCACACAGGAAUGCCAGGCAGAAAUUUCAUGUUUGGUGUGAUUAUGGUAAACCUAGAGUUGGCUCCAUCUAUAAUGAUAUGUGUGAGGCUAGAAGAUACUUUAAGAAACGUCUAAAGUGGUGUCAAGACCACGAAGAACAAAUAAAGAUGGAUAUUCUAGCUUCACAUCAUUCUAAUAAUGACUUUCGGUCUUUUUGGAAGGCUACGAGGAAGCUUAGUACAAAGUCUGCCCUUCCUGUGUCUAUUGAAGGCGUAAGUAAUGCCGAGAACAUAGCUGAUCUUUUUAAGGAUCAUUUUACUGUUAAAUCCCCUUUGGGGCCAUCGCGUGCGGAGUUGAAUGUUGAGACUGGACGUGUGGUGGAAAUUAGAUGUACUGCUAGUGAAGUAGAUCGAAUUAUAAAAUCUAUGAGUGGAGGUAAAUCUCCAGGACACGACAGUCUCAGUAUUGAACAUCUAAAACAUGCUGGGCCACACUUGGCGAGACUGUUGGCAAUGCUCUUUAACUUUUGUAUAAGUCACUCGUACAUGCCGGAGGAGAUGAUUAGAACAGUGGUGAUACCUGUAGUUAAGAAUAAAAUUUCUGAUAUAACAGACAAAAAUAAUUAUAGGCCAAUCUCCUUAGCUACUGUUGUCUCAAAGGUGUUUGAUAGCAUGCUUAACUCUCGACUGACUCAGCAUAUAAAACUUCAUGACAACCAGUUUGGCUUUCAAACUGGACUGUCAACUGAAAGCGCUGUUCUUUGUGUUAAGCAUGCUAUUAGAUACUAUACAAAUCGAAAAACGCCAGUCCAUGCAUGCUUCCUCGACCUGUCGAGAGCUUUUGAUCUGGUUUCUUAUGACAUCUUGUGGAAAAAGCUCGAAAAUUUUCAAUUACCAUCAGAGCUCAUAAAUAUCUGCAAAUAUUGGUAUGGAAAUCAGCUCAACAGCGUGCGAUGGGCGGGGACUAUGUCGCAGUCAUACAGAUUGGAGUGUGGUGUGAGGCAAGGAGGGUUGUCUUCGCCGGUACUAUUUAAUCUGUAUAUUAAUGAUCUGAUUGUUGCUUUGAGUGGUACCCGUGUCGGCUGUCACAUAGACGGCAUUAAUGUUAAUAAUAUAAGUUAUGCUGAUGACAUGGUGCUGCUCAGCGCGUCGAUAUGUGGGCUUAAAAAACUCGUGGCUAUUUGCGAGUCAUAUGCUGCAUGCCACGGACUGAUAUACAAUGCUGUGAAAAGUGUGGUCAUGGUCUUUGAGAGCAGAGGCAAAAACUCAAUGGGCUUUCCAGAUAUUAAACUUAAGGGUAUAGCGCUGAAGAGGGUGUAUAAAUUUAAAUAUUUAGGACAUCAAUUGGCCUCGGAUCUCAAAGAUGAUGAUGACAUUGAACGGGAGCGGAGGGCGCUGGCGGUGAGGGCGAAUAUGAUAGCACGCAGGUUUGCGCGGUGCUCUAGACAAGUUAAAAUUACGUUAUUUAGAUCACAUUGCACAUCUUUCUAUGCAUGCAACCUGUGGGCUGUAUAUACUCAAAAAUCCUACAGCGACCUCCGUAUCCAAUAUAAUAACGCGUUCAGGGUGUUGAUGGGGCUGCCACGAUUCUGCAGCGCGUCAGGGAUGUUCGCUGAGCAUCGUGUAGAUUGUUUUUAUGCCACGAUGCGAAAAAGGUGUGCGUCUCUGGUGCGCAGAGUACGUGCCAGCACCAACAGCAUCCUGAGUAUGAUAGCAAGCAGGCUGGACUGUGUGUACGUUAAUCACUGCUGCGCAAUUUCCAAUGGAAUUGUGCAGCGGUGAUUAUCUGUAUACUACUUAAUAUAUUGUAUGUGUGUAUGUGUGUGUAUGUGUAUUGUGUAUGUAAAUUUACUAACAUUAGUUUUUAAGAAUAUUGUUACUAAUAAAUAUUUAAUGGACCAAAAAGUCUGAAAUA
Galleria mellonella (greater wax moth) is the source of this 2929-nucleotide messenger RNA. RefSeq lists its product as uncharacterized. The record is from RefSeq and is a predicted model, not a curated record. Bases 1 to 2796 code for a protein of 931 amino acids. The transcript has a single exon. Lineage: Eukaryota; Metazoa; Arthropoda; Insecta; Lepidoptera; Pyralidae. Gene Ontology annotation, molecular function: catalytic activity.